This is a messenger RNA of Sorghum bicolor (sorghum), 2212 nucleotides long. Its product is annotated as inactive protein RESTRICTED TEV MOVEMENT 2. The record is from RefSeq and is a predicted model, not a curated record. The transcript is spliced from 2 exons. Bases 1360 to 2118 code for a protein of 252 amino acids. NCBI's taxonomy places the organism in Eukaryota, Viridiplantae, Streptophyta, Magnoliopsida, Poales, Poaceae.
ACAAACGAAAGUGUUACAGUGUCGAUUUCCCAAAAUUUUUUGGAACUAAACAAGGCCUAAGCCUCUUAAGCAUGAGGUUGAGUCCAACACCGCUUGCCUGCUGAAUGCCUCGGAAAGGAAAACACGAUCCCCGUCCGGAGCUUGGCAGAACUCCACGGCCAGCGAGGCUGCUGAUCCGAUUCACGGAGCGGUGGAUGAUGAUGUUCUCGGGGGUAGCCGGGUGUGCAGGCAGGCCCCUCGCCGUGCUGAUGCAAAUCUCCGGCCGCUAUGUCCACGAACGACGGCGUCUCAGAGCAUGGCGCCCGCGAGAAACAGAGGCGCUGCUGAGCACGCCGAGAGCCUUGAUAAAAAAAUAAAAAAAAAUCAUGACGUGUCCUUGGGGCCGCCCACGUUGAGGCGGUAGCGCCUGCAUGUUGCCGCCCCAGAGACACGUCGAGGGCCCGCGGCGGCGCCCACCGGUGUCACCAUGCCGUCCCACAGCAGCUUCGCCUCCACUGGAGCCGGGAACAGCUCGACGGCGAUGACGAACGCGACCGAGCCCAUGUCCCGGGGUAAACGUGAUGCCAAAGUCGCCAGAGCCACCAGCUGCAGCAGCAGGGACACAUAACUCCGGUUUCAAAAAAAAAAAAAAAAACUUUCCUCUCAUCGCAAAAUCACAUCUGUCUUCUUCCCUACUCAAAUGAACCUCUGUUUAGGUUGUAUUUCCAAUUAGUGCAAGUUUGCAGAUGUUUCAAAUUGGUGCCAGUUGCACAUGUUUUAAAGUGUACAUUUGUUUUUUUUUUUAAAAAAAAUAUUGGCGUAGGGGUAGUAGGCAUUGUAUAAAGCAACUUGGCUUUUGAAUUCACAUUUUACGGGCUACAACACUACAUAUGUUAUGCAACUUUGUAAUGGGAGGGUAAAAAAUGGAACUAUUUAAUUUGGACGGUUGAUACUGAUUUUUGAGGGUGUGUAUUCGGUUAUGUACAGUUUACCUUAAUGUUAUUAUUGUACAUGCAAUAUACACCAGCUGUCUGGUUUGAGAUGUGUCCACAAACCAUGUCUUCUUUGCCACUGUAAGUUCUUCAAGCAAAGGGGCACACACAUUGGAGGCUUGGAGCUGAAGCAAGACAUCUGCAAGUAGCUGAAGCAAAGCAAGGAGUUUGCCUAGCAACAGCAAUUACCAUAUAACCUGUCUAGGAGGCAACACCAAUCCACUGCUGAGCGCAAAACAUAUUUGAAUGUUGAAACUACUGUAGCAUACACUGUCAGGAUUAACCUCAUUCCUCUGUCGUAACUCGUAGGCUCGUAGCCAUUCUUCCUACGAAACACUGAAAAGCGUGACUUCAAGGCCUCAUCAGCACAGCUCCCCCCACCCCCAUCAUGAAGGCAGCAGCCGCGCCGCCGCCGCUUCCACCGCCACGCCGUCGCGUGUACACGGCGGUGGACCCGCGGUGCGAGUGGACAAGCACGGAGGACGCCGACACCCUCGUCGUCGACGUGUCAGGGUUCAGGAAGGAGGAGCUAAAGGUCCUGUACAGCACCCGGCAGAAGCUGAAGGUCACCGGCGAGCGCCAGGCCGACGGCGUGCCCAGGCUGAAGGUCACCGGCGAGCGCCAGGUCGACGGCGGCCAGUGGGCACGCUUCCUCAAGGUGUUACCGGUCCCGAGGAGCUGCGACGCCGGCACCAUCCAGGCCAAGCUCAACACCGAGAGCGCCCGGCUCUUCGUCAUCCUGCCCAAGGGAUCGUCGUCGUCGUCGUCCAAGGACAAGCAGAAAGAGCAUCACCCUGAGCGCGCACAGUCUCUUCAAGAGCUGAUGAUGGCCGAUACUGAAGAUGGCUCAUCAGGCAGCAGCGUCGGCAGCAUGUGGAGCGCCCAAGAAGAUCCAGGGAACGGCAAGGUCCAAGACAAGGAACAGAAACAAGAUCAUCAGGCUAUGGAGGAACCGAGACAAGAUCAAGUGAUGAACAUACAAGGUGACGCAACUGAAAAUGCAGCCAGGAACGACGAUGGUGAUGGUGAUGGCAAGGGUGAGGACAGGAGAUGGAGGAAGAUCAGAGUCCUGCAUGUUCUUGGCUUCGUCCUGGUCCUUGCAUUGGUGGGUGUUGGUGCCACUAUCCUGUAUAUAGUGUUACUGUGAAGAACGUGGAACAAUUGUGUGUCUACAUGUAUGAUGUAUCAUGUGCAAUAGCAUGGUAUUCCACUCUGGAAGGAGAGCAUGCCAAUGCAGUUGG